AUGAAGGUGAACCUAACAGAGUACGACCAGAUUAGAGAACUCUAUACGAGAGUUAUGACUGAUACUCAAAGCGAACAUCUUCAUUCUGAUACUGCCAAGUUGCUCAAAUUCGCCGAUACCAUUGUCCAACAUAAGUAUCUGGUUCAACAAUGUGCUAUAUCCCCUCGAUACGCUCAGGCAAUCUACGAUAUCCUGCCUGCUGACCAACAAGCUAAACUCGAUAUCGAAAAGAUUGGACAAGAUGCUUCUACAGCUCAUUUAGUAGGUAAGGAUGUGUUUAGGAUGCCCAGGAAACUCAUGUACCCAACUACCAAGAUCAUCGGCGUGUGUCGCACAAGUCUUGCUAGGGUGCAAGGCUUGAUAAAAUAA
This is a messenger RNA of Kwoniella mangroviensis CBS 8507, 369 nucleotides long. RefSeq lists its product as uncharacterized. The transcript has 3 exons. The record is from RefSeq and is a predicted model, not a curated record. The coding region runs from base 1 to 369 and encodes 122 amino acids. NCBI's taxonomy places the organism in Eukaryota, Fungi, Basidiomycota, Tremellomycetes, Tremellales, Cryptococcaceae. Gene Ontology annotation, molecular function: heme binding.